Messenger RNA from Lodderomyces orthopsilosis Co 90-125, 1155 nucleotides. It is a transcript of the gene YIM1, whose product is annotated as Yim1p. The record is from RefSeq and is a predicted model, not a curated record. Gene Ontology annotation, cellular component: mitochondrion. Lineage: Eukaryota; Fungi; Ascomycota; Pichiomycetes; Serinales; Debaryomycetaceae. The transcript has a single exon. Bases 1 to 1155 code for a protein of 384 amino acids. Gene Ontology annotation, molecular function: oxidoreductase activity.
AUGUCUUUAUCUCAACCUAAACUUACUUAUAAGGCUUAUGCUUACAAGAAUGGAAACAACCCAAUCAAAGUUGUUGAAGAAACAAUUGAUUUAGUGAAAAACCCCCUGGGUCAGGGAUACAUUGCCCCACCAGGCAAAAUUUUACUCAAAAUCAACUAUGCAUCCUUAAAUCCCGUCGAUUACAAAUUAUACAAAGUUAAACCAUCAUUUAUUGGUUUGUUCAACUCCAAGCAAGGCUUUGGUCGUGAUUUUGGUGGUGAAGUUUUAUCAAUCGGUGAAGGAACCAAGACCAAUUUGAAAAUUGGUGAUUAUGCUGAAGGUAUCUAUACUCCGAUGUUUAGUAAAGGAUCAGCUGCUGAGUAUUUAUUAGUGGAUCCUAAGAAUUCACCCAUUACCAAUAAACCAGCAAAUAUCGAUGUUGCUCAAGCUUCUUCAUUUCCAUUGGUUUUGGGGACAGCCAUGCAAAUGUGUUCGAGAGGUGGAAUCAAAUUUCCCCAAAGUAAAGUCCUUGUCAUUGGUGCUGGUACUUCAGUUGGUAGAUAUGCUGUUCAAUUAGCUAGAAAUGGUGGCGCAAAAGAAGUUGUCACCACCAAUUCCGCUAGAACUUCCGACUUGAUUCAAAGUUUGGGUGCCACGUCUCAAAUUGAUUAUCGUAAAAACCCCAAUUUAUUAACACCAGUAUUAGAAAGUGUUAAAUCUACUGGACAAUUCGACUACAUUAUUGAUUGUUGGGGUGGAAGUGAUUUGUUCCCUGAAAUCAACACGAUUUUAAGAAAAGGAGGUGUUUACAAUACCAUUGUUGGAGAUGCGCCAGGAACCGGGUUAGCUGCGCUUCUCGGUGGUGCCAAAUCAGUUACAAGAACAAUUGGUUCAAAGUUGGGAUUUUUGAAUUAUACUUAUGAAUUAAUGUUGUUGGACAAUAAUGCCGGUUGGAUUGAUGAAGCUAGAGACUUAGUUGGUAAUGGUGAAGUGAAAAUUUUUAUCGAUUCAAUUUGGCCAUUUGAUCAAUUGAAUGAAGCUAUUGAAAAAUUAGAAAGUGGUACAGCCCAAGGAAAAAUCGUAUUGGAGGUGUCUAAGAGUAGUAGUAGUAGUAGUAAUACUUCUACUUCAGAGGCUGGCUCUGUAAAUGGAUCCAACACAAAUCCAUUUAAAUAA